Megalops cyprinoides (Indo-Pacific tarpon) is the source of this 1617-nucleotide messenger RNA. Its product is annotated as tyrosinase-like. Bases 1 to 1617 code for a protein of 538 amino acids. Gene Ontology annotation, biological process: pigmentation; melanin biosynthetic process. The record is from RefSeq and is a predicted model, not a curated record. Gene Ontology annotation, molecular function: tyrosinase activity. Lineage: Eukaryota; Metazoa; Chordata; Actinopteri; Elopiformes; Megalopidae. The transcript has 5 exons.
AUGCUGACUUUAGGAAUUUUUUGUUUUUUCUUUUUAUUGUGCCCUGCACACACACAGUUCCCGCGAGCAUGCGUCACCCCCGAGGUCCUCCGAUCUAAAGAGUGCUGUCCGGUGUGGGAACAGGAUGGGUCGGUCUGUGGAGCCCGCUCUGGCAGGGGCUUUUGUCAAGAUGUAGUCAUUUCUGACCUCCCCAACGGACCGCAGUACCCUUUUACUGGGAUGGACGACAGAGAGAGGUGGCCCUCGGUGUUCUAUAAUCGCACCUGUCAGUGUACAGGUAACUACAUGGGCUUCAAUUGCGGAGAUUGCAAAUUCGGUUUUUUUGGCAUCAACUGCGCAGAGAGAAGGGAAUCAAUAAGACGGAACAUUUUUCACUUGUCAAUCCCCGAAAGACAAAAGUUAAUAUCUUACUUGAACUUGGCCAAAAACACCAUUAGCCAAGAUUAUGUGAUAGUGACCGGCACGUACGAAGAAAUGAACAGUGGAACAAAUCCAUUGUUUUCGGACGUUAGCGUCUACGAUCUGUUUGUUUGGAUGCACUAUUACGUGUCAAGAGACGCUUUGCUGGGGGGAUCAAACGUUUGGACGGAUGUUGAUUUUGGUCACUGGGCUCCGGCCUUUUUGCCCUGGCACCGCGUGUACCUGCUGUCCUGGGAGCACGAGAUCCGCAAAGUGACAGGAGACUUUAACUUCACUAUCCCGUACUGGGACUGGCGAGACGCGCAGGACUGCGAGGUGUGCACGGACGAGUUCAUGGGCGGUCGGAGCUCACUGAACCCGAACAUUCUAAGCCCUGCUUCGGUCUUCUCGUCCUGGAAGGUGAUUUGCUCCCAAGCAGGGGAGUACAACAGCAGGGGGGUGUUGUGCAACGGCACAGGGGAAGGGCCCCUGUUGCGAAACCCUGGCAACCACAACCGGAACUUGGUGAGCCAACUGCCCACCUCGGCUGAUGUGGAGUUCACGCUCAGCCUGCCACAGUACGACACCGGGCCCAUGGACAGGAGCGCCAACAUGAGCUUCAGGAACACCCUGGAGGGCUCUGGCAGUCCUCAAACUGGACUAGGCAACAAUGCCCAAGUUGGGAUGCAUGCUUCUCUCCAUGUGUUUAUGAACGGUUCCAUGUCAUCAGUCCAAGGAUCUGCCAAUGAUCCCAUUUUCAUCCUGCACCAUGCCUUUGUCGACAGCAUCUAUGAGCAGUGGUUGCGAAGACAUCAGCCCCCCAGGAGCCAGUACCCCAGAGCCAACGCUCCCAUUGGACACAAUGAUGGCUACUUCAUGGUCCCCUUCAUUCCCCUCCACAGGAAUGGAGACUACUUCACAUCCAGCAAAGCCCUGGGUUAUGAGUAUGCUUACCUGUUAGACCCAGGCCAGCGCUUUGUGGAGGAAAUUCUGAGCCCGUACCUUGAGCAGGCCCAACGGAUCUGGCUGUGGCUCCUGGGAGCCGGGCUCCUGGGGGCCCUGGUGUCGUGUCUCAUCGUGGCAGCAACGACCCUGAUCUGUCACAAACAACUGCAGAGGAAAAAGAGGAGGAAAGCUUCAUUGUACAGAGAGGAACGACCCUUACUUAACAACAGCCAAGAGGAGGGCUCCACUAUGUCGUAUCAGAGCAGUCUGUGA